UUGAAGGUUUUUGUUCGAAGGAGAACACGGACAACUGAAGAGAGUUUCACCUUGAAAACAAACACAGAUCCUAUUCUGGGCACCUUGUGUUUCCUGAGAGGCCUUGGAGACAGUGUCAAGCUUUUUAUUUUUGGAAGGAACAUUUCACGGGAGGAACAGAACCUGUCUGAAAUAUUUCCACAUUUUCGUGCUCGUGAAUUAUUCAGUUGGUUGAAGACAGAAUGUCAUCUGUGUGUCUGCAUUUACUGGGUUUCAUGCUGAGCUCCCUGGGCUGGAUUGCAAUUCUGAUUGCCACCAUCACCAAAGAAUGGGUUCAGAGUUGCUCAACAGGAGUGAGUGAUUGCCUUCAUUUCAAUGGAUUGAAAUUAAAGGGACUGUGGACUGAAUGUUACCGAUCAACUGACAGUUAUCACUGCAAGACUCUGACGGACAUCCUGACAAUGCCAGCCUACCUGCAGACCAGCCGAGCUCUGAUGAUCACUGCCUCCAUCUUGGGACUGCCGGCAACUCUCCUCAUACUCACAUCAUUACCAUGUAUGCGGUUCGGAGCUGAAUCCCAUUCUUCCAAGCACAAGCAAUCCUUACUGGGUUCCAUUCUGUACAUACUAAUGGCAAUUUGUGCGGCUGUUGCCACAAUCUGGUUCCCAGUGGGAGUCCACCAAAAUGCACGCCUCUUCAAUUUCGGCUAUUCUCUCUUUGUGGGUUGGAUAGGCACCAUGCUGUGUCUGCUCGGGGGAACAGUGAUUGCCUGCUGCACCAGUCCUUCACCACAACGCCAGGAAAACCAGUAUUACUACACGUCACAAGGCUCCUCCUCCUCCUCGUCAACAAACCCAACACAUGCCAAAAGUGCACACGUCUAAGGAACAAAGAGAAGCUCUAACAGAUCGUGCAUCAAGGGACACAUAAAACCCAUGGCAAAUGCCCACCUUAAAACACACUCUUCCCUAACUUGAAGGACAAUGCAGAUUGAAGUUCUACUUCACAUUGAACAGAAGAAGAAACCCUAGUUUUGUGAUUUUAAUUGUGAUCUUGUCAUGGAUAAUGUUAAAUUAUGAUAACCACCAACUCUUGCUUCAGCAAGAAAAGAUAUAAUAACUAAUGUCCAAUCUCAUGCAUCAAAUCUGCAGAUUAGUAACAGCCAGUCUGGAUUCAUUUAGAUGUGUCAGGUUGUGGAUUUGAGACAGUAUAAAGCUAAAUAGUUAUUGAUUGGUUGCUGUCCUAAAAUGCAUUUGUUAGUAAAGUAUAAAAGGUUUGUAACUCAAACAGUAUUAUACAACCUCUCAAUUGCCAAAUUGGGAAUAACCUUCAAAACUAAACUGAAAAUCUGAAAAUAUGCUGAUGUUCUUUAUCAAGAUCUUUCCCUAGCCUCUGAUCCCUGUUGGCUUGCACAGGCCCUGUGCUUCUGUUCUGCGUUGGUGAAUUUGCACAUAACUUGUUAACUACAAUGGAGCCUCAAAAAGAGCAAGGGAACAAUGAGGGGAGGAAGCAGUGGCUGU
Messenger RNA from Chiloscyllium plagiosum (whitespotted bambooshark), 1499 nucleotides. RefSeq names its product claudin-11-like. Lineage: Eukaryota; Metazoa; Chordata; Chondrichthyes; Orectolobiformes; Hemiscylliidae. Gene Ontology annotation, molecular function: structural molecule activity. The record is from RefSeq and is a predicted model, not a curated record. Gene Ontology annotation, cellular component: membrane; bicellular tight junction.